GCAAUAGAUCACAGUUAGAUCUAAAUAGUUGCACAUUCGUUUUGUUUCAUCAACUGUUUUCUUCGCGUUUUGCAUAAAAUGUGAUAUUUAAAAAAGAAUUUAGAAAAAAUUACAAUUAAAAUAUUUUCCAGCCAUCCUCUUGUAAAAAUGGAAGAAUCAGAUCAGACUGUGCUUUUACCAAAUGUCGAAAAUGAAAUUGGCAGUUUUUAUCAUGACAUGCCUGAUGAAAAAUUGCUUCGUCAUAUCAAAGCAAUUUUCGACGAAGCUUCACUUCGACCAUCUUUGACUAAAAACGUGCCAUCCACAUCUUCACAAGUCACAGAGGAAUUGAAUAAAGUUGAAAUCAGAGAUCCAAAGCAUGAAAUGCAAGAUGAGCAAUAUCUUUCAAUAUUCGAAAAUCCGUCCGGAGUUCAGUACAACCAAGCUGAUGGCUCAUUUUCGUGGAAUAAUCGCUUCCAUAGUGACAACAGCGUCCAAUACAUAAACGUGUUGAACAACUAUGGUUGUGAAGGUGCUGAUACACUAUUAAAUCAGUCAGACAGUAGCGAUGAAACCGAUGAAAGUAUCGAAGAAAGACGGACCCCACGAGGAAACCGGCAGUCGCGUAGUAAUUUGACAUCGAAACCCUCUGCCAAAUAUUGGACAAAAAGAGGAGGAGAUCCAAUUGUUAAUUGCUCGUGCUCAAUAUGUGGAUCCAAAUUUUCAACCAUUCGCUGUCUUCUUGAUCAUCGUCAUCAAGAACAUUCACUGAAAGAUAUGAUGAUGUGUGGUCUCUGUGGAAAAGAGUUUUCGAAGCGAACACAUAUCUAUUUGCAUCUAAGUCAAGAAUACAAAGUAUAUCAUUGUGACGGUUGCAAUACAUCGUUUGCCAGCAAAUGGCACUUGGAAAAGCAUCGAUGUAAGGAAAAUGAAACAAUCGACGAUAAAAAACGAAGAAGAACGGGACGUGUAAAUGCGGAAGAAAUAAAAGUAAUAAAAGAAGAGAUUCAAGAUGAAGAAUUUGGUGGCGUUGUUUUGUCUAAUGAGAAUCAUGAAAAAUCAAAAGAAGACCGUUUCCAAUUCGCUUGUGUAUUAUGUGGAAAGAAAUAUCAACACUAUCAUUGGUUGCUCAAACAUAGAACCAAAUGCUUGGAAACAACGGACGAAAUUCAGGAAUUCAAGUGCAAUGUUUGCUACCGAAGAUACAAUUCGAGUUUUUGGUUCGAACGCCACAUGGAAAAGUGUAAUUCAUCUACUGCACUUCCUCCUGCGCUUUUAGAUCAAACCAUAAGCUGUCCAAACUGUCAUAAAAAAUAUCAAAAUGAAUAUUGGUUUGAUUAUCACAAGAAGCAUUGUCCAGACAUUACUCCAGCUCUUUCUGAUGUACAUUUGGAUGUCAACUCGUUGCGGGACAGACGACCACGUGAAGGAGAGAUCAGCGUGGUUCCAGAUGUCAAUUUAUUUGGUAUAGAACCUGAAAGAGAAGACGACAAUGACGAUGACGAAGAUGCUGAUGCUACCAUUUCAUCCUCAUCUUCUUCGACUGGGAAUUUGGUCAAUAUUCCGUGUUCCAUCUGUGGAAAGUUCUGUGUCGGUGUUGCAAGUCUUCUUCAUCAUCGGAAGCAAAUUCAUGGAUUGACUGCAAUGCUAACAUGUGGUGUGUGCACGAAAAAGUUCAAUACACUAAGUUCGAUUCGUCGUCAUAUGAGUAUGGAAUACUCAAUCUUCCGUUGCCAACAAUGUGGCCGAAACUGUAUCGAUCGAACCACUCUUGACCGUCACGAAUGCUUCAAGCCAUACAAGAUCCGAGAUAAGAGACUUUUCAAUAUUCAAAAUAUAUCAGUUCUCAAGUGCCCUGACUGCAGAGCAACUUUUGCAAAUUUGAAUGUUCUGUCUGAACAUCGCAAGACGUGUCAAUACGGCAACGUAUUUGAUAAUAUUCAACAACCGGGAAGUUCUUCUUUACGACAACAUCACAGGAGCGAUACAAAUGGAGCCGCGUUGCAGAGAAAAAUCACAUCCCGUGUUCGUCUAGAUUCGAAUACUCCAGAGAAAUGGACGUGCCGAGAUUGCCACGCCUCCUUUCAUAACCUGCAAGCGUUGUGCUCACAUCGACACGAAUCUCACGGAAAAGAAAUGUUUCAAUGCAACAACUGUUCUGAAACCCUUCCAAACUAUCGUGCUCUCCAUGAUCAUAAUAUGAUGGAACAAUAGAUCUACAAAUGAAACAACUACGAGAAGAUAUUCGGAAGAAGACAUCAAUUACGAUUACAUGGACAAUGUACAAAUAUUCGUCGUAGAAGAAAGUGAAAUUUUCAUUCCUAUUCAACCGCAUUUCUCGAGAAAGUAGAUAAUUCUUAAUACGAUGUUAUGUACUGCUCCCUUGUGCUUUAUUCUUUACUUUUCAGACAAUAAAAUUUUGAACGUUC
Caenorhabditis elegans is the source of this 2408-nucleotide messenger RNA. It is a transcript of the gene ztf-15, whose product is annotated as C2H2-type domain-containing protein. The record is from RefSeq and is marked reviewed. Lineage: Eukaryota; Metazoa; Nematoda; Chromadorea; Rhabditida; Rhabditidae. Gene Ontology annotation, cellular component: nucleus.